Malaya genurostris is the source of this 1541-nucleotide messenger RNA. RefSeq lists its product as uncharacterized. Gene Ontology annotation, cellular component: tRNA-intron endonuclease complex. Bases 681 to 1541 code for a protein of 286 amino acids. Gene Ontology annotation, molecular function: nucleic acid binding; tRNA-intron lyase activity. The record is from RefSeq and is a predicted model, not a curated record. NCBI's taxonomy places the organism in Eukaryota, Metazoa, Arthropoda, Insecta, Diptera, Culicidae. Gene Ontology annotation, biological process: tRNA-type intron splice site recognition and cleavage; tRNA splicing, via endonucleolytic cleavage and ligation. The transcript is spliced from 4 exons.
CUGAUUAAGCCAAAUGCCUGCUAGGCCGCCAUGCUUUCGUGACCAUCAUCUUUUCCGCAAAGACGAAAACAACGAAGAAGUAUAUAAGUUCGUUGUUGCUAAAUAUCUGUGAUAUUCAGCUGUGAAAGUUGAUUUUUUUAUGUUUGAUUAUAAAUGUGAUAUCGUUAUGAAACGUGCGCUGCCAAAUUGUAAUACUGACUUUCACAAUCAAUGAAGUGUUGUAUUUUAUUUCAUUUUGUUUACUUUGCUCUCACUGACUUGCUAGCUUUGAUGGCCCCGAAGGACUGAGAUGUUGGUUACGAUAGCACUAGCUGGAGCGCCUUAUUGUUGCCACCGGGCUGGAUUAAGCCGAUUAGGCAUCGUCCUUGGCAAGACUGUGUGCGGUCUUAGACGUCCUUACAGUGAGUCAAAGAAAAAAUAGACUUCGUUCUUUCGAAACAAGUCCAGUUGCGCUGUCAUUAGAUAACUGGCUAAGGCCACAAUUGGCCCAUCUCGCCAGAAAUAGAAUUCUAAGCCAUGUUUUGUUCUAAUGUUUACUUGCUUCGAUACCGGUGCCAUACUUAAUUUCGUGUGAAAAUUACAAACAAUAAAAAACCUUGAACCAAAUUUCUUUACGAGGAUGUAAACAGUCCUGAAUUAUUAAAAAUAUUGAAGUUUGCUGUAACGAUAACGAUAACCUUAUGUCCAAAAUUCCUAUAAUAUUUGAACACAAUCGGGGUUUUGUGUAUAAUGUGGAUGACUAUUUCAAACUACGAACUUCCCAUCGUCUGGUUUGUAAUUUGAUUGGGGUGCCGGUUUCUAAACCUCGCGAUGCGCGCACUUUUGGACUUCCAGCAAUACUUUCGCCAUUGGAAUUGAAAUUAGCUAUAGAAAACGGGAUAGGCGUUCUCGUGGACAAAACAGUUUCAUUUCGACGAUCUCCCACAGACACAGAGAAAACAAAAUUUCAACAACUUGUAGAACAACAAACUACGGAGUUAAAACUGCCACUUGUUGAAAAACGAUUGGAUGACUUCAGAAAACAUUUACCUCAAAUAAUCAAAGGAAAAAGAAAAAAAUUAUUAGAAAAGGGUAUCAAAGAGUCAGAAAUAAAUAUUACUUCCGAGAGUCUACUGAUUGAAGAGCGACGAAAAAUAGAAACGAUGAAAAUUGAUGGAUUAUUACAGAUUCCCUCUGAGUGUCCAUUGGCGAAAGAGUUUUCCACCGUUGAACUAAAGCUAGAAGAUGGCGACAAAUUGAAAUAUCAAAUAUUUAAAGAUUUGUGGACAAAACAAAACGUGUUUAUUUCAGGUGGAGAUGCUUUCGGGUGCGAUUUUCUGCUCUAUCCCGGUGAUCCACUUUACUAUCACGCAUCUCACAUGGUUUAUAUUUUAUCCGAUCCGACGAUGAAGUUGGACGUAAAAUAUCUUAUCCGGUGCUGUCGUUUGUCCGUAGUUGUUAAUAAGAUUUGUAUUUUUGCAUACGAAAAUGAUAACGGGGAGAUAAAAUACCAAACAAUGGAUUGGGAUGGUAAUGCAGGAAACGAAAACUAUGCAACAUGA